GGCAACAGUGUUUUUGCUGUUCAUUUCUGGAGUUUGUGGAUGACUAAAAAACCUGUAUAAAUUGAUCCAAAGUUUUAUUUAUGAAGAUUUAUUACGUUUACUGCAAACCAAAUUUUGUGAAUACAGAUACCAGGAAAUUGAGAUAAGUUCCGAGAAGACCGCAAAACCGUGAUUAUUUUGUGCGGUUGCUUUUGAGGUUAUAAGAGGAAAGAAACAGACGCUUUUAAAUAGCCUUUAGAUUUUAUUAAAAACCCUGGUACCAUUCCUUUGAUUAGAUAAUGGAAUUCGACCAGUUUCCAAACCCAACUGUGGAUGAUUUGAUAUUGGAUGAUUCUGUUACACAUGUUGUAAUUCAUUUGCCUGGGCUUGAAUUUCGGGAAAGAUUCAUUCGCCUUGUUCCACGUUCAUGGAUUGACAAGGCACAUGGUAAAUGGGUUUGCUUAUAUCCACAAAAAAAGGAUAAUGCCCUGGCAGAGGAAUGGGUGAAAAACAGUCUGCCUCCUCGUGCAGACUUUAGCUUAUAUGAGGUCGCAAUUUUAAUCAGAACAACAAGUUUUGAAGAAGGUGAGAGGGUAUUAAGUGAAUUAGUCAAUAUCGAUAAUGAUGAAAAUUCGUGUAACUGUUUUGGAAAUGAAAGCACUCAAGGAAGAAAAAGGCCUCGAAAUUCUGAAGAUUUUCAGAUAAAAGUAGAGGAAGAAGAAGAAUUAUACACUGAAGACAAUACAGUGUAUACCGUUCACAGUCCAUUGAGGGUUACACCCGAUUUUACGCAGAGUAUAAAACAGGAAGAUGGUGUAGAAAAAUCGGAAAAGAAUAAACCUAUCGAAGAAUAUUUGGAAGAAAGGUUGAGAGUCGUUGAGAAUCGUAUAAUGAAUAAGAUUGAGUCAAUGCAUAGAAACAUAAUACACCAUUUGAAUAAAAAAGUGGAUGAAAUUUUGAAUGUAGUGACUUCUAAUAAUGAGGCUGCUAUCAUAGAAACUCCAGAUACGAUUAAUGCGAUCGAUUUUUAUUUACCUGUAGAGAAUAUGAAGCAGUUUACUGAACUUUCUCAAACUAUCAGGGAUGAUAUUGAAAAGGAGAAAAUUAUGAAAGUAUUUUUGUACAGAGUUCAGCGAGGAAGCAAUAAUCUUAAAACCAGUCUUUCAAAAAUGCUUGGGUCGACGAUGACGAAAGCAGUACAGUUAAAGUUCAGUGGACAGGGUCGAAAAGUCAAAGGCAGGGGGAAGGAGAAUUUCAGUGCGACACCUUUAUUUAAUUGCAUAGAUGAUGUUUUGUGCAACAUUUUUCCGGACAUCGGAAAGGCGGAGAUUCUGUCGGCGACUACUAAAUGGUUCUCUGGAGCAGCGGACAGAGAAGGUGGUAAAAAGUUGAGAUCCAUUCCUCCAAAGACUGAGUCUAUCGGUGAUCCACUAGCAACUUGUAACUUCUCUUAAUUGUACGGACAUAAUGUUGUAUGUACUUUAUUAAAUUUUAUUAACAAUCA
This is a messenger RNA of Belonocnema kinseyi, 1483 nucleotides long. RefSeq lists its product as uncharacterized. The transcript is spliced from 8 exons. The coding region runs from base 279 to 1433 and encodes 384 amino acids. NCBI's taxonomy places the organism in Eukaryota, Metazoa, Arthropoda, Insecta, Hymenoptera, Cynipidae. The record is from RefSeq and is a predicted model, not a curated record.